This is a messenger RNA of Penaeus vannamei (Pacific white shrimp), 855 nucleotides long. The record is from RefSeq and is a predicted model, not a curated record. NCBI's taxonomy places the organism in Eukaryota, Metazoa, Arthropoda, Malacostraca, Decapoda, Penaeidae.
AUGACCUUUUUCCAAGCAAAGCGGGGCCCAUCGACCCGGGGCCCUUCCCCGAGCGCGGACGCCCUCGAGUCACACGAAAGAGCACAAAUUCAAAAAACAACGGAAGCCAAGUUGCUUUGUACCUUGGAUUUGCAUUCAAAUCCAUUCCAAGCCAAAAAGGCAACUCAAGCAAAGGCCAAAGCAACUCAAGCAAGCCGAAAGCAACUUAAGCAAGCCAAAGCAACUCAAGCAAGCCAAAAGGCAACUCAAGCCAAGCCAAAGCAACUUAAAACAAAGAAGCCAAAGCCAAGCCAAAGCGCAACUCAAGCAACCAAAAGCAACUCAAAAGCAAGGCCAAACAAACUCAGAGGCAAGCCAAAGCAACUUAAACAAAGCCAAAGGCAAGCCCCAAAGCAACUCAAGAAGCCAAAGCAACUCCAAGCCAAGCCAAAAUCAACUCAAGCAAGCCAAGCAACUCAAGCAAGAGCUAAAGCAACUCAAGCAAGCCAAAGCAACUCAAGCAAACCAAAGCAACUCAAGUCCCCCCCCCCCGCCGCCCGCCCCCCAAAGGCCAGCCAAUUUUACAGCCAAGCAAGCCAAAACCAACCUCAAAGGCAAAGCAAAAGCAACCUCAAGCAAGCAGCAACUCAAGCAAGCCAAACAACCUCAAGCAAGCACAAGAAGCAACUCAGCAAGCAAAAGCAACUCAAGCAAGCCAAAGCAACUCAAGCAAGCAAAGCAAAAAACUCAAAGCAAGCCAAAGCAAGCCAAAAGCACUCAAGCAGCCAAAGCAAGCCCAAAGCACCCCUCAAGCAAGCCAAAGCAAGCCAAAGCAAGCCACCCUUAAAACACAGGCCCUAUGCACGAUGGGGAUAA